This is a messenger RNA of Lithohypha guttulata, 1230 nucleotides long. RefSeq lists its product as uncharacterized. NCBI's taxonomy places the organism in Eukaryota, Fungi, Ascomycota, Eurotiomycetes, Chaetothyriales, Trichomeriaceae. The transcript has a single exon. Bases 1 to 1230 code for a protein of 409 amino acids. Gene Ontology annotation, molecular function: FAD binding. The record is from RefSeq and is a predicted model, not a curated record.
AUGGCAGUGCAACGGGUCCUGAUAUGUGGUUCUGGCAUAGCUGGCACAGUCCUUGCAUAUUGGUUAGGAAAGCAUGGAUUCGACGUAGUCAUCUUAGAGCGCUCGCGCUCCGAGAGUCAGCAAGGGCAAAUCAUCGAUGUUGAGGGGCCUGCCCAGGAAGUUGUGAAGAAGAUGAGUUUACUAGAUCAGCUCAAAGCUAAAACUACCCAUGAAGCAGGUUUGAGCUUUGUCGACAGCUCUAACACCACUUUUGCUAGCAUUCCUGCUGGUGCGACAAACGUGUCCAACGAGAUUGAAAUCAUGCGUCCAGCUCUUGUCAGCACUCUGCUCGAUGCUGCUACGAGCUUUCCGAACGUGUCAGUGCGCUACGGCUGCACAGUCUCAAACCUCGAACAGACGUCCAGCAACGUCAAAGCCACCAUCGAGCACGUUCAGUCGUCUGGAGCUCGAACGACCACCGAGACGUUCGACAUCAUCGUUGCAGCUGAUGGGUUACGGUCCAAGACUCGAGACCUAAUCCUUCCCACCCAAAUCGCCAAGUCCUGUGUAGUGUCCAUCAAGGCCUUUUGUGCCUUUUUCAGUAUUCCUGUUGAGCCUCAAGACCAGCCCAAUGCACGUUUCUACUCCAUGUCGGGUCGUCGCGGCGCUCUUAUCAAGCCACUGAACGACAAGUCAUCGUCUGCGUACAUGACACAGGCCAAGUUCGGCCAGGAUCUUCAUAUUGCACAGAAGAGUCGAGACUCACAACAGCAGAAGGAGGUCAUGGCUUCGAGGUUUCGUGGUCAGGGCUGGGAGUGUGAUCGGCUGGUCGAUGCCAUGUUCAAGGCCGACAACUUCUAUUUUGAAGAAUUGUCCCAGGUCUACCUCGACAAGUGGAGUUAUGGCAGGUGCGCACUUCUUGGCGAUACAGCGUAUGCCCCAUCUCCUCUGACGGGGGAAGGCACCAAUCUCGCAAUUGUGGGUGCAUACGUUCUGGCUUGGGCUCUGGUGCAACACGCCAAGGAGGACAGUCCUGAUGUCGCAUUUGUCGACUAUGAGAAGAGAUUCAGACCUUAUGUCGAUAAGACGCAGCCAAUUCCACUUGGAGGCUAUCUGCCAUUAUUGGUGAAUCCCGAUACAACGUGGGGCAUCUGGAUCUUAAGGACUCUUUUAAGUUGGGUCUGCUGGCUACAAGUCUGGAAAUACAUUCCUGUCUUACAGAAGAAGUCUUUUGAGCUUCCAGAAAUGUGA